AGGAAUAGGAAUAAAAUAAAGCUCUACAACUCAAAAAAGAAUCAAUCACCGUUUCACUUUUCUUCUUAGCCAAUCCGCUUUUCAUCUUUUUACCUAUCCCUUUAUACCACAAAUAGUUCCCUUCUAACCAAAGAAAGCAGCAACAACAGCUGAGAAGAAAAUGGGCUGUUUCAGCUUCUGCAACUCCAAAACCCCAUCUCCCAUGCAAACUUCCUUCUCUGAAGCUAUGCAAGAAAACCCAGAACCAAGAUAUCUCAAACAAGAGGUUCUUUUACGUAUACCAGGAAGCAAAGUACAUCUGAUGGAUGAAGGAGAAGCUGUAGAACUCUCUAGCGGAGAGUUUAUGAUUGUUAAAAUCUCAGAUGAGAAUGUUUCUCUUGCAACUAUCAUAAAAGUUGGUGAGGAUCUUCAGUGGCCUUUGACAAAGGAUGAGCCAGUAGUGAAGGUUGAUGCUUUUCAUUACUUAUUUUCUCUGCCAAUGAAAGAUGGUGAUCCUCUGAGUUAUGGAGUCACUUUUUUUGAGCAGUCUGGUAGCAACUUGGGCUUUCUGGACUCGUUUUUGAAGGAGCAUACGUGCUUUUCUGGUUCGGAAUAUGCUAGAAAUAAAAAUGUUGAUUGGAAAGAGUUUGCUCCGAGGAUGGAUGACUAUAAUAAUGUGUUGGCCAAGGCAAUUGCAGGGGGGACUGGUCAGAUUGUCAGGGGGAUGUUCAAAUGCAGCAAUGCUUACACCAACCAGGUUCAAAAAGGAGGAGAAAUGAUUAUAACUACAGCUGUGGAGGAGAAAAAUGGUGUCAAACUAAGAAGUAAUAGCAAUAGAAGUGCGGGUGCCACAAAGAAGAGUGGAGUCAACAAAAGCUUAAAACGUGUGAGAAAGCUGUCCAAGAUGACAGAGAAGUUAAGCAAAUCCAUGCUUGACGGUAUUGGUUUUGCCACUGGAUCAGUGAUGAAACCUGUGGUUAAAUCCCAAGCUGGGAAGGCAUUUCUAAAAAUGAUGCCAGGAGAGGUUCUCUUAGCUUCACUUGAUGCUGUCAACAAGAUUUUAGAUGCGGCUGAAGUAGCUGAAAUACAAGCUCUUUCUGCCACCUCCAGGGCAACAACUAGAAUGGUUACAAAGAGAUUUGGAGAAAGUGCAGGGGAGGCCACUGAGGAUGUGCUUGCAACUGCAGGGCACUGUGCUGGCACUGCUUGGAAUAUAUUCAAGAUUCGGAAGGCCAUCAAUCCAGCAUCAUCUGUCUCCACGGGAGUAUUGAAGAAUGCUGCAAAGGACAGCAAAGGAAAAUCUUAAGGGUCAAUUGCAUGGAUUUAUUUUACCAAGUUGGAACGAUAUGUGAUAAAACUGCCUUAUUAUCAAUUUUUUGCACGUCUCUUAAAACUAUGUAAGUGCCCAAAAGAUCACUUUCACCAUAUGCUAGGGAGCAGUAAUGCUUUUUCAUAUGGUGGUUAUCUGUGCAUUUGUGCCUCUUGUUCUUGACAUGGUUUA
Molecule: messenger RNA, 1480 nt
Organism: Quercus lobata
Lineage: Eukaryota; Viridiplantae; Streptophyta; Magnoliopsida; Fagales; Fagaceae
Product: senescence/dehydration-associated protein At4g35985, chloroplastic-like
Exons: 5
Coding region: 161-1285 (374 amino acids)
Cellular component (GO): plasma membrane
Source: RefSeq, a predicted model, not a curated record